CAAUUACUUGCUUUCGAAUUCUAGAAAUCGAAAAGGUACUUGUGAAUAUGUACCAAACGCGCCGGGUAAAGAGAUGAAAAAAAAAGGUUACUACUUCUAUCUGUAUGAGAGGCGGAUAAGAAAAGGGUGAAGAAAACAAAGACGAGAGCAGUGUUGUUUUUCUUUUCUAGGGUUUACAAACAAAAACUAUCCCCAGUAAUUCUUUGUUAUCAUCUCUGAAUCGCGAAAUAAGGAUGGUGAGCAGUAGUGGUAUUAUUGAGGGUCUGUCUGUAAUGGAUAAGUCAAAAUGCAGUAAAGAGUGUUCUUCUAAGGUUUCUUCCGUAUCUAUUGAUUCGUUUAUAUCAACAAUAAACAAUGAGAAAGGGUAUCCAGUCGGUCUAAAGGUAUUGGCUGUUGAUGAAGAUGUUUCGUUUCUGGAGGAGCUUAAGGCCCUGCUUAUAGAAUCUCAGUACACAGGUACCAUGUGUUCUUCUGCAUCAGAGGCAUUGUCUAUGCUUCAAGAUAAAAAUCGCAAGUUUGAUAUCAUUUUAAUGGCCUACCCUGUCAACGACAUGGAGGAAUUUAAACAAAUUCAACAGCUUGCCAUGGAAGCAGACCUUCCUAUUAGAUACUUACUGCCAAAAGAUACUUCAUCUCUUGAUGUCCAGACCGUGAACGAUGUUUUUGGAGAAAAUUUUGCUAAGCUGUCCAAACCUAUCUGUCUUAGAUCAGUACAGUGUCUAUGGUUUCCUGUGGCAGGAAAGAGGGAAGAGUAUAUACGGAAGUUGGUAAAAGCAGAGCUCAUUGAUCGUUGGGCAGGAUCCAUGAUAUCAAAAUUACUAUAUUCACGUUGGGGUGAUGAUGGGAGUUUUAAAGAGUUGGUUGAAUUGAUUCAAAAAGUAGAGGAGGAGGAAGGAGAAGAUUCUGUGAAUGUUGAAGUCGAAGAGCAAAGAGAAGAUCAUAUGGAUGUUAAAGUCAAAGAAGAAUAUGCUUCCUUCUACUUAAAUGGAAAACAUAAUUUUCCGUGGAUGGCAUCGAAACUUCAUGAACAGUUUGUUACGGUAUUUUACCAAAUUGGAACCCGAAAAGCCGAUGCGCCUAAGAUUUUUGAACGCAUGAAUUCACCUGCUGGACUCACCAGGAAACACGUUGCCAUUCACCUUAAGGAGUUCCAGUUCCUGCGUGAAAAUUAUGCUCGGGAACAUCCAUCUAAGAUGCCCUAUAAUGAAGUAGCAGAAACCCUGUGCUCUAGGUCGAGGGUCUUUCCUGGUGUUCCCAAUUUAUGGCGAACGUACUGUGGCAGUUAUUAUGCUUAGCGUGGUGACGAGCAGGAUCCAUGUGUCUAGGUGCUGGGAUUAGUCGGUAUUCCUUUACAACGAUUUAGCUGCUUCUGGAGUUCUUACUCAUGCUAGUAAUAAUUUGCAUUCCUUAUGUUAGAAACUUAUCUUUUGAGUUUAUCAUAAUUUGGAAUGCUAGUUGUUCAUCAAGUUAGUUGACGAAACUGUCCAAUCUUUAUAUCCAAAAAGGUUGAAUUACUCUGGUCUAUGUGGUUCGAUCUUUUAAGGCAGUGUUCUUUUGUUGUAGCGAAUUUCACCGUUCUCUUCAGUUCAGACUUGUAAAUAUUAAGGCAGUUCUUUAUGGGAAAAUUCGUCAUGUGUACAUAUUUUUAUGGGAUGGAAAUGCUAGUGACCAAAUGUUUACAUUAGCAUUUGAGUACUCUUUGAUGUUUA
This is a messenger RNA of Papaver somniferum (opium poppy), 1709 nucleotides long. RefSeq names its product two-component response regulator ORR21-like. The record is from RefSeq and is a predicted model, not a curated record. The transcript is spliced from 7 exons. The coding region runs from base 234 to 1295 and encodes 353 amino acids. Lineage: Eukaryota; Viridiplantae; Streptophyta; Magnoliopsida; Ranunculales; Papaveraceae. Gene Ontology annotation, biological process: cytokinin-activated signaling pathway; phosphorelay signal transduction system.